Arabidopsis thaliana (thale cress) is the source of this 1786-nucleotide messenger RNA. RefSeq names its product transmembrane protein, putative (DUF247). Bases 236 to 1606 code for a protein of 456 amino acids. The transcript has 6 exons. The record is from RefSeq and is marked reviewed. Lineage: Eukaryota; Viridiplantae; Streptophyta; Magnoliopsida; Brassicales; Brassicaceae.
AAAGACACAUCUUCCUGCUUUUAAAGAAAUCUCUCUUUUUAUAACUACAAGUUGUACCAUGUUAUUCAUUGACUUAUAUAUGAUCAUCUACUUCGAACAAAUUUUCAUAAUACUGAAAUACCCCCUCUCUGUCAAAUUUUCUAAACAAGAAAAAUCGUUAAAGGGUUUAAAAGAGACGGAUCUUCUUCCCAUAGCUCAUCCAUAUUACCAAAAAAAGUCCUUGGACUAAUCCAAGAUGGAAGUUCAUAUAGAUUUGGAUGAAAAAGUUCAGGAACCCUGCAUUUAUAGAGUACCAAAUCGGAUGCGAGUAGUGAAACCUGAAGCCUAUACACCCAAGGUGGUCGUCAUUGGCCCACUUCAUCGUUCUCUCAAAUCAACUGCUAAGGACGGCGCUGAAACAAGUAGCAAUCCAUGGCAUCUUAAAAAAGAUUAUAUCAAGAUGGAAGUCACAAAGAAGACGUACUUCGAAUCUUUCACCAAAAGAGUCGGGGAAGAUACUAUUGAGGAAAUGAGGAAAACCAUACAAACCGAAGAAAAAAAUAUUCGGAAUUGCUAUGAAGAAUCAACUGAAUGGAUACCAUCUGAAUUAUUCGUAGACCUUAUCCUUCAGGAUUCGAUUUUCAUUAUGGAGUUAAUUAUCAGACUUUCUGGAUUUGAUCGAAUACAUUCAGAUGACAGAAAUUUAGACUUUGCAAUCGUUAUGAAUGAUUUACUCUUGCUCGAGAAUCAGCUUCCCUAUUUCAUUUUGGAUAGCUUGUUCAGUUUCAGUAUGACGAAGUAUUUGGAUUCACACACCCUUGACAGUUUCAUCUUGCGCUGUUUUGGCCUAAAGAUCGAAGAGAAGAAAAACUUCAUGCAUUUGACAGACAUGUACCGGUGUGUUUAUAAAGAAUCGCUUGACUACAUUCCUCCACGAGAGUACUCACUGAAUCGCGUUAAAUGGUCUAUCACAGAGUUGCGGAACGCUGAAAACCUAUCAAAUGCAGGAGUUAAUUUCAAGUCAUACGAUUAUUUAGAUCUCUCAAAACAAGACGAGAAACUUGACAUAAAGAUUACGCGAGACAAGUCUGACUCUGAACUUACGAAAUUACCAACAAAUAAAAGAGAGAGGGUUGAAGGUGUUUCAUUGCAUGUGGAGUUAAAGAAAGGUUGCUUAUCGAUGCCGAGUUUCUGGGCUAAUGAUAGGACAGAUAUGAUUCUAAGAAAUGUAAUUGCAUUUGAGCAGUGCCAGCAUGGCAUAAUACCCUUUACCUCGCACUACAUACAAUUCUUAAAUGCCCUGAUAGUUUCCGACAGAGACGUCGAGCUACUCAGCGAAAAAGGGGUGGUAAUGAACAAUAUGGGUCGGCCAAGCUUGGUGGUGGACAUGGUGAACAAGUUAAAGGUUGGUGUGUACGAAGGAUACACCUCCCAAUACUAUGACAUAGCCAUAGAUCUCAAAGCUCACUAUAAAUCUCGAAGAAAGAGGUGUUGGGCCACCCUCAGAAAAGUUUACUUCAGCGACUUGUGGACCGGCACAGCUACUUUAGCCGCCGUGCUUCUCUUGCUUUUGACUCUGGUUGGGACGGUGGCUUCUGUCAUCCAAGCUUACGAAAGCUUCAAGUAACUAUAUAUGCUUUUAUAAUUCAUACAAAAACAAAAAAAAAAAACUAUAUAUGCUUUUAUAUCGUCCAAAAACUUAUUUCCAAGUUUUCCUCAUGGAUUAUUUAUGUACUUUGGUGAUUGAUUCUUGAUUUCUCUAAAGAUUGUCUUUUAACACGGAACAAGUCUACGAAAUUUCUACAUU